CAACACCGCGCGCGGUCGCGUCUCUACAAAUCUAAACGAACUUCAAAGAAAAUUUUAAACGAAAUAAAACCUUAUCUGAUAUUUAAAUGUUAUCUUCGUCGAGUUUUCGAACGCGCUCAUGUGCUAAUGUGACAGUUUAUAUUUUUCUGCGGUGAAGUUGUGAAGUGUCAAAAAAAGGAGGGAAAUAUUAUUUCUUUUUUUUCUUUUUUUUUUUCAAAAUGAACGUCACCGAUUUUUAUGACGUGAUGCCUACUACUACGCCAGCUAUGGAUUUAUUUAAUAGGACAUCAAUCGACAUGUUUAAUAGCACGGUGUUCAAUGAAACAAGUACGGAAGCCCCCGAUUUUCGUACGUGGUUAACGGAUAUCGUAAUGAAGAGAACGGCGUUACAAGGCAACUUCUGGCAAGGAUUCCUCGCUUCGUUGUCAGUCGUCAUCGUCUCAGAACUAGGAGACAAAACGUUCUUCAUAGCAGCGAUAAUGGCGAUGAAACAUCCAAGAAUCAUAGUUUUCGCUGGAGCUAUUUCGGCCCUUGUAUUCAUGACGAUACUAUCGGCUGCUUUCGGCUGGAUCGCCACCGUGAUCCCAAGAGUGUACACGUACUACGUCAGCGCGGCCUUGUUCGCGAUAUUCGGCAUCAAAAUGUUGAGGGACGGCUGGAAAAUGGACCCAAACGAAGGUCAGGAGGAGUUGGAGGAGGUGCAGAGUGAAUUAAAAAGAAGAGAGGAUCAGGAAGAGAAAGAGGAGACCCUUGACAUGCUGGAGCAAGGUCAAGCGGAGAACAAGCGGAGGAAACGUAAUGCGAUACUGAAGGUGCUGCUACAAGCCGCCACAUUGACUUUCUUGGCUGAAUGGGGAGACAGGUCGCAGCUAGCCACGGUUGUAUUGGCGACAAGAGAAGACGCUGUUGGCGUUGUAGUCGGGGGGUCGCUCGGACACGCGCUGUGCACGGGCUUGGCUGUGAUAGGAGGAAGAAUGGUGGCGCAGAAGAUAUCUGUGAGGACUGUUACAAUAAUUGGUGGUAUUGUGUUCCUGUUCUUUGCAGUGAGUGCUCUUUUCGUUGGUCCCGGCGAAUAAUAAUACAUUGUGUGUAAAAAACACAUGUGCGUGACAAUAUAUACGUUUUAAUAAUAAUAAUAAUAAUAUUAUAAUAGGUAUUAUACCUUAGCUAAUCUCAUUCGUUUUUGUGCACAGUACAACAGUGUGUUUAUUUCGAAUACGGCAACAUCGGUUAAUGUCAGAUUUUUGACAGCGAUAUCGGGUUUGAUAGGUUCUACAAAAAAUAAAAAAUACAGCCUUUAUUUGAAAAAAGAUAUGUGAUAUAGACAUAUGGGAAUGUUGGUAAUGUAGAUUUUAGACUAAAGCGAAUCGAGUGUGCUGUCAGUGAAACUGUUGAUCUGACGGAUUGCAGUAAUGACA
Molecule: messenger RNA, 1418 nt
Organism: Bombyx mandarina (wild silkworm)
Lineage: Eukaryota; Metazoa; Arthropoda; Insecta; Lepidoptera; Bombycidae
Product: putative divalent cation/proton antiporter TMEM165
Biological process (GO): calcium ion transmembrane transport; Golgi calcium ion transport; manganese ion transmembrane transport
Cellular component (GO): Golgi apparatus
Molecular function (GO): calcium ion transmembrane transporter activity; manganese ion transmembrane transporter activity
Source: RefSeq, a predicted model, not a curated record